Nelumbo nucifera (sacred lotus) is the source of this 2207-nucleotide messenger RNA. RefSeq names its product Rad21/Rec8-like family protein (gene SYN2). Lineage: Eukaryota; Viridiplantae; Streptophyta; Magnoliopsida; Proteales; Nelumbonaceae. Gene Ontology annotation, cellular component: cohesin complex. Gene Ontology annotation, biological process: replication-born double-strand break repair via sister chromatid exchange; sister chromatid cohesion. Gene Ontology annotation, molecular function: chromatin binding; protein binding. The record is from RefSeq and is a predicted model, not a curated record.
AAUUGGUCCAGUCUUUCCAGGUUGUGGGUGAAAUUGCUGUUUGGUUCAUGGUUACUGGUUGUGCUUUUUAUUUUCUGUUUCGUGGAGGCUCCUUCUUCAGUACUCAACCCAACUGUCUCUCUUCCCUUCUAAAACCUCUGACCUGAAACCCCUCUAAACGACUCCGCCAUUCCCCAGCCAUAGCAGCAGCAGCAGCUCUUUUUUCUACUUUUAGGCGUGGAAUUAAAGACGGGAAAAUAGGGAAAGAACAGGGAGACAUGUUCUACUCGCAGACUCUUCUCUCCAGAAAGGGGCCUUUGCGCACCAUCUGGAUUGCUGCUUACUGUCACAAAAAACUCAAAAAGGACCAAAUUGCGGAGACUGAUAUCUCUUCUUCUGUUGAUAAGAUAAUUCUUGAUGAAGUUACUGUAACUUAUAGAGUACUGGGUUUUCUUCUUCUUGGCGUUGUGAGAAUAUACUCAAGGAAAGUUGACUACCUAUAUCAUGAUUGCAAUGAGGUUCUAAUAAAAAUAAACAGUUUUAAGGUGACUAGAAGAGCUAACUUGCUUAAAGAGGCUGCAUUUGCACCUUAUGUCUCCAUCACUCUUCCUGAUACGUUUGAACUUGAUGCUUUUGAUCUGGAGAUUGUGGAAGAUGUAAGCGGGAGCAAUGUGAGGCCCCAUGAUGAAAUCGUGCUUGAAGCAUGGGAAGAAGAUGUGGAUUAUUCUCUGAACAAGUAUCAUCAUAAGGAAGUUGCUGCUGAUCUUGACAUAUGCACUGCUGGUUAUACACCAAUUGAAGAUGUUCUUUCACCUUACAUGUUAGACUUCAAUAUGGACAGCCUGCCUUAUCAUUACCAAAGUAAUUUAGAAGAAAGCAUGGAGAAGCUUCGGUGCAAUUUGUUUCCUCAAGAAGAACAAUUGGACCAUGAACUUUAUUGUGGAGCAGAGGAACCUUUGGACUUCGUUGCACAAUUUGAUAAAACAGAUGAUCAAGAAGAGAAUUUGAAGUUUCUGGAAAUACCACCAUUGGAUAUUGGAGGAUAUGAUAUCUUUACUGAAGGCCAUCCAAUUGAGACUACACCUGACAAGACUUCUGAUAAGACAAAUUUCUCACACCCUUCAGGUGCAGUUACACCAGGAGUUAUGGUUAUUCCUACACCUUCAAAGAAGGAGCAAGCUCGGAGACCAAGGAAGAGAAGAAGUUUAUUUGAUGAGAUGAUAGUGUUGCCUAAUGAGGUGCUUAGGCAGAGCAUACAUGACUCAAGUAGCUUAGUUGCUAAGCGAAGGAAAGUUCCACAUACUGCAUUAGAUGCAUGGAGAAACCAUAAAAUAUCAAGUCUCCAACAGAAUUUUUCAGAACCUCUGUUUCCUUAUAUUUCUUCAGAGCUCAAAAUUCUCUUCUACAAUAACAAUCUCAACACACCAGAACCAGCUGAAGAUGCAGAAGGCCCCAGUAAGUUGGGAGAGGUCAAAUUUGAAACACCCAGAGAUUCUGUAGAGCGAAGACCUAUUUUCCAAGAAAACUCUAUUGAUCACUCAACAUCAGCAUGGUCUUUAGAAAGUCCUACAUAUGUCAAGCCAAAUCGAGAAGAAGUUCCAAUACCAGUUGCAAGAGUUGAUCUCUCUCCAAGUGAGACUCAAGAUCUUGUCCUGAGUCUUAUGGAUGAGGAGAUUGGUCCAUAUGAAGAGAAUAAUUCAGAGCUGGGUGGAUGUUCAGUUAGAACCAGAGCAGUGGCAAGGUAUCUGCAGAAAAGAUUUCUAAAUAAAAAGAAGCAAAAGGAAAAUCAAGUUUUGAACCUUGCAUGUGUUCUGGAAGGGAGAACGAGAAAAGAAAGUGCUCGGCUAUUCUAUGAGAUACUGGUAUUGAAGACCCAAGGGUUUGUAGAUGUAAAGCAAGAAACAUGUUAUGAUGAUAUCCUUGUGCUGACAACUCCACAUAUUGAAGCAGUUCCAUAAAUCCAGCUAUUCAGAAACCAUGUAGAAAUAACCUUUACUCAUGUUGAACGAUUUUGUUAGAAGUAACCUCCAGUUCCCAUGUGUAUGUGGAACUUUCUGUGAGAAUUUUAAAAUCUUCCAUGUAUACUAUGUUUUAGUCUGUAGUCUGUACAUGCCAUAACCCCCAUGUAGUUGCAGGCAACCUUGUUGAGAGAGAGAGAGAGAGAGAGAAGAGACUUUGUAUAGUUGAAAUUUGUAUAUAGUAGAUAUGGUGGCAAUCAAUGUUUUUCA